Molecule: messenger RNA, 473 nt
Organism: Symbiodinium pilosum
Lineage: Eukaryota; Dinophyceae; Suessiales; Symbiodiniaceae
Source: the annotation of a GenBank genome assembly
GUAGCUGCGCAGAUCUGGCAUGGCUUUGCCAGUGCUGCGCACCAAGGGCGGUUGACACCCUUGCAGGCAACGGUCUCGGAAGAUGGCGGCAUAAAGAUGGCCGCGGACCCAAGUCCCGCUCCAGCAAACCCUCAGCUUUUUCGUCGAGAAGUCGAACCGGAUGACGGUGUGCGUCCCGAGGAUGAGUUGGCAGGAGUGGACGAUGUUGAGCAGCUGACUCGCAACCGAGAGGUUGCUGGCUGGGGCAGUCGCAGACGCAGGAGGGCCAUUCCUUGUGCCUGGGGUGGAUGGACUGGCUGGUCCAACUGCAACAAAGCCUGCGGCACCGGCGAGACGUCACGAACUCGUAAGAUUUCAGUGCAGCCACAGCACGGAGGCAAAGCAUGCUCCGGCGCAGACAGGGAGACCAAGAAGUGCAACACACAUGCAUGCCCCAUCAAUUGUGCUUGGGGAAGCUGGACUAGUUGGGUCAA